AUGGAUCCCUUCAGCGGGACAGCCAGCGCGAUCGCCAUUCUUCAAUUGAGUGGCACAAUCAUCGCAAGUUGCUAUAACUAUUUUUCUCGUCUGAAAAGCGCAACGAAGGACGCCAAAAAAAUCAUUAACGAGCUGAAUAGUUUACGGACAGUCAUCGAAUCGCUCCUAGAUAUUCUUGAUGAGGAGGAUGAUGCAGGUCUAUCUAAGUCUAUACUCGAAAAGCUCGCUCAAGAAAAUGGCUCACUAAACCGCUGCCAGACUGAUCUGGAGGAAUUGAGUCGAAAACUUGAACCCCAACAAGGCUGGCGACAUGUGAAAGCAGUCGCGAUGUGGCCGUUAAAGGAAUCUGACACGCAAAAGGUGCUAAGCAAUAUUCAGGAUACAAAGUCUACGAUUCAACUUGCUCUGGCUUUGGAUCAUAGGAAAGGUCUAUCAAGCUUAUUGAGCAGUGUUCAGUCUCUACAGCAAACCAUAACCUCGACUGCGAAGAAUACCCUUCGAGAAGAGAUUCUCAAAUGGCUUGGAAAUACAGAUAGCAUUUCAAGUCACUUGGGGGCACAAAAAAAGCGCCAAUCAGAGACUGGCUUGUGGCUGCUUCAGUCAUCCCAAUUCAAUCAGUGGUACCGGAACCCACAAUCAUGGCUGUGGGUACAUGGCAUUACGGGAUCUGGAAAAACAGUCAUUUGCUCGACUAUAAUCGAUGAAAUUCAACGUCGCAUAGGCAAAGAUCCAGAAAGAAUUCUCGCAUACUAUUAUUUUGAUUUUCAAGAUAGGGAGAGAGAUUGUCAGGCGUUUCUCAAAUCGAUAUUGUUUCAGCUCGCUGUUCAGCAAUCUGCUAUUCCGAAUUCUUUACACGCGUUCUACGACAAGCAUCGUCAGAAGCGUCAACUAUUGUCCAUUGAUUUAUUGAACAUAAUUGCAUCAAUAGCUAAGGAAUUGGAGAAUGUUUAUAUUGUUGCUGAUGCUUUGGAUGAGUGUACAGACAGACAAGAUAUUUUGGAUGUUAUCGAAGAGAUAAAUGGCGCGAGCCUCAAGAAUAUUCAUAUAAUUCUGACGAGCCGGCCUAAUCCCGAAAUUGAGUCGUCUCUCUCGGCCUUCCUAACGCACCAGAUCAGUCUUGACCAGAAACAUGUCGACGCGGAUAUUGCGCUGUAUGUGCGAGAUGUGCUCGAAAAGGACCAGAAGCUAUCGAGGUGGCCAUCGAGUGUCCGGCAACAAAUUCGAGAAAAGUUGGAGACUGGAUCUUGCGGCAUGUUCCGCUGGGUUGUUUGUCAGUUCGAUACCCUCCGGCAAUGUCUAACCGUCAGCGAUGUCACCAAAGAGCUUGAAAUACUCCCCAAGAGUCUCACAAAGACGUAUGAAAUGGUUCUUCUUCGUAUUCCCGAUGCUUAUCGAAAUAGUGCACAUAGGCUCCUUCAAUGGUUAGCUUUCUCUGGACGCCCAACAAGGAUCCACGAGGCCGCAGAAAUGCUUGCUGUCGAUUUGGACAAACAAAUCUAUGAUCCUAAUCAGAGACUUCUGAACGCCGAAGAUAUUAUGCUUCUUUGCUCUUCGCUUCUUGCCAGAGGCAUAGCUAUGGAUGAUUAUGUAUUCAAAGACCCGACUAUGAAUUUACAAUAUCGCGAGGAAGAAAUUUCCAUCACGCAGCCGAACAACUCAUGGAUUGUGCAAUUGGCGCACUUCUCCGUAAAAGAUUACAUCGUCGCCAACACUACUAAGACCGGACCCACAGGAUUCUUUUUUGUCAAUCCAAGACAGUCCCACUUGGUUAUGAUGGAAACUUGCCUAAUAUAUCUCUCCCAACCUUCGUUUGACUAUGGUUACUCUGACCACAAACAACGUCUAGAGCGAUUUCGAGAGUGGCCACUCUACCAUUAUGCAGCAUUUUUCUGGCUCUAUCAUUGUAAUCGUAUCGGAGACGAUUUUCCCGAUCGAAGCUGGUCGCUGUUGGAACGUUUCUUCGAAACAAGGAAUGUUCCCGGUGGUGGAAAUUUCGUUGCAUGGAUUUGCACUUUAUUUCCGAAUCUUGAUAUCGAACGUGCAGGAGAAAGCGAACCUCUGUACUAUGCUGCUUCGUUUGGAAUUCUUCCUCUGGUGAAGAAGCUAUGUUCCUUAGGUGUCAAUGUCGAAGCGCCUGGAGGUCGGUUUAGGUCGACUGCUGUUCAUGUCGCUGUCUAUCGCCGUCAGAUCGAUGUCGUACGAUUCCUUCUUGAGGAGCAUGUACCUCCAGCAAAUAUUAAUGCGCGUAAUAGCAUAGGCGAGAUGUGUCUUAGCUGGGCAGAAGACAAUGACGAUCAAGAGAUGAGGAACCUGCUGAAAAAGCAUGGAGCUAAGGAAUCACCCAAACGUUCAUCCACGAGGAAACUUCACUUCAACCGCAAAGCUUAG
Glarea lozoyensis ATCC 20868 is the source of this 2388-nucleotide messenger RNA. Its product is annotated as Ankyrin repeat-containing protein. The record is from RefSeq and is a predicted model, not a curated record. NCBI's taxonomy places the organism in Eukaryota, Fungi, Ascomycota, Leotiomycetes, Helotiales, Helotiaceae. Gene Ontology annotation, molecular function: protein binding. The coding region runs from base 1 to 2388 and encodes 795 amino acids. The transcript is spliced from 6 exons.